CUUCUGAUUCGACCAUCCACCUGCAAUUCAGACAGCUAAGACAGGGUAGGGUUAUUUUCUUCUCUACUUUUCUGUCUCAUGGAUCUGGAAGCUAUCCGGCCGUCCUGCGAAUCACAGCUGCAGGUCGGCCUUUGGCUCCUUCUUAUCCCUGGUUGGCUCCUUGGCCUGCAGUCGGCUACCUUGAACCCAUGUCUAUCUAUAUAAGUCGUGCUGUAGCUCCUGGCUCUCCCUUUCUUUCUUGAGUCGCAGUUCUAGUGUGUUGUACCGUCCACUGGUUUGAAAAGAACUCCCCUGUCAUUGCUUACCCACAUUUUCUUACACGCAUCCUUACCCAUUCCUUCCUUCCGUAUCACCUGGUAGGCAUGGCCUCCAAGGAUCUAGUGCAGACUGGAGAUACCCCCGAUGGAAAAUCCGACAUCCAGGGGUUCUCUCACCAUGCCGAGGACAUCUUGAAUGAUAGAGAGCCUUAUGGCCCUCCGGGUCUUGCAGGCCUGGUUGCCAAUCCGUUCGUCUUUAUGUGUGCUGCUUGUUCAACACUUGGAGGUUUGCUGUUCGGUUAUGAUCAAGGUGUUGUAUCCGUCAUCCUGGUGAUGGAGCAGUUCCUCGAACGUUUUCCUGAAGUCUCCCCUGAUUCGUCGGGUGCCGGCUUCUGGAAAGGUCUGAUGACGGCCAUGAUUGAAUUGGGAGCUCUACUGGGAGCCCUCAACCAGGGAUGGAUCGCCGAUAAAAUUUCUAGACGUUACUCUAUCAUCGUCGCCGUCAUCAUUUUCACCAUUGGCUCUGCACUGCAAACUGGUGCCACCAAUUAUGCGAUGCUCACAGUAGCUCGGUUGAUCGGAGGUGUUGGCAUCGGUAUGCUGUCGAUGGUUGCACCAUUAUACAUCUCUGAAAUCAGUCCACCUGAGUGUCGAGGUACUCUCUUGGUGUUGGAAGAAUUUUGUAUCGUUUUAGGAAUUGUGAUCGCCUACUGGAUCACUUAUGGUACUAGAUUCAUGAUUGGAGAGUGGUCCUGGAGGCUUCCGUUCUUGCUGCAAAUGGUCCCAGGCUUUGUUCUUAUUGGAGGUGUAAUGAUGCUUCCUUUCUCCCCCAGAUGGCUUGCCUCCAAGGACCGGUACGAGGAAGCUCUUGAGAGUUUGUCGAAACUGCGACGGUUACCGACGACCGAUAAGCGCGUGCGCCAGGAAUACCUGGAUAUUCAAGCAGAAGUUCGCUUCCACCAAGAAAUGAACGCCGAAAAACACCCUAAUCUCCAAGGUGGUGGAAUCAAGGACUCUUUCCUCCUCGAGAUGGCGUCCUGGGCAGAUUGUUUCAAGUCCGGCUGCUGGAGGAGAACUCAUAUCGGUGUUGGUCUCAUGUUCUUCCAACAGUUCGUCGGCAUCAAUGCGCUUAUCUACUAUUCCCCAACACUCUUCGAAACCAUGGGUCUGGACUACGAUAUGCAACUCCUGAUGUCGGGUAUUCUCAACGUUACACAACUAGUAGGAGUGGUCACUACCGUUUGGACCAUGGACACUCUGGGUCGACGGUUCCUAUUGCUUUGGGGUGCAUUGUUCAUGUUCAUCAGCCACCUAAUCAUCGCAGUCUUAGUUGGUCUAUACUCCGAUAACUGGCCAGCAUAUCGCCCGCAAGGUUGGGCCAGCGUGGGUCUUUUGCUCUUUUAUAUGGUGGCCUUCGGAGCUAGCUGGGGUCCCGUCGGCUGGGCCAUGCCUUCUGAGGUGUUCCCGUCAUCACUCCGUGCGAAGGGUGUAGCGCUCUCGACGUGCUCCAAUUGGCUAAACAACUUUAUUAUUGGCCUUAUCACCCCUCCUCUAGUGCAAAAUACGGGAUUCGGUGCCUACACAUUCUUCGCAGUGUUCUGUUUACUGGCGCUCAUCUGGACGUUCUUCUUCGUUCCUGAAACCAAGGGUCGGACUCUAGAGCAGAUGGACCAUGUGUUUAAGGAUAAUUCAAGCGAGGCUGAACAGGCUCGCCGACAUGCUAUUGAGGUGGAGCUGCUCCGAGCUGAAUCAGAGAGACAUGCAAUGGAGGCUUGAUCAGGGGCAGUAUUAAUCCCCCUACUCUUGAGUCUCCUUUAUAUCUAAUCUCCGCUCGAUCUUGCCUUUACGCACGUUGGGCCCCAGGCGGGCCCUUAUUUCGAUUCAUAAUGCUGUAUAUCACCAUAACCUUAGUAUAUAUAUCCAUUUAACGAGACUAUGAUUUACAGAACUGUUGCGUCGGCUGUAUACAUACUAAG
Molecule: messenger RNA, 2233 nt
Organism: Aspergillus alliaceus
Lineage: Eukaryota; Fungi; Ascomycota; Eurotiomycetes; Eurotiales; Aspergillaceae
Product: sugar porter family MFS transporter
Exons: 5
Coding region: 363-2033 (556 amino acids)
Biological process (GO): transmembrane transport; carbohydrate transport
Cellular component (GO): membrane
Molecular function (GO): carbohydrate:proton symporter activity
Source: RefSeq, a predicted model, not a curated record